AUGAGCACACAGAAUUUCAUCCUUGUCAUGUCUGGCAAAGGAGGAGUUGGAAAAUCCACAACCGCAGCGAAUAUAGCACGCGCUUAUGCAGCUAAAUAUGGAAAAGUUGGUCUCUUAGACUUAGAUUUGACUGGACCAUCGAUUCCUACUUUGUUUGGUAUACAAGAUAAGGAAAUCAAGAGCAGAAAUGGAAAGAUGGUACCACAAGUUGUUGAUGGCGUUCAAAUUAUCAGCCUUGGACUGAUGCUUUCCGAUCCACACGAUGCAGUUAUUUGGAGAGGACCAAAGAAAUCUGCAAUGAUUAACCAAUUCUUCCAAUUAAUCGAAUGGGAUUGCAAUACUGUUAUUGUAGAUCUUCCACCAGGUACAAGUGACGAGCAUUUAUCAACAUUUGAUGUUUUGAAUAGAAAUAACUUUUCAUACUCAGUUAUAAUAGUUACCACACCAAACGUUCUCGCAGUUGCCGAUGUGAGGAAAGGUAUAAACCUUUGUCUGAAAGUUAAUGCUAAGAUUAUUGGUAUAAUAGAGAACUUUUGCGGUGUUGUAUGUCCAUGUUGCAACAAAGUAUCACCAUUACUAGGUGACAAAGCAGCAGAAAUCAUGAGUGAAGAACUUCAGUUAGAUAUUUUAGCCAAAAUACCGUUCUUACCACAAGCUGCUUCUGCUGCUGAUAAAGGUGAGAAAAGCGAUGUCAUUCUUUCAUUCUUCAAUGAAGUAAUUGAUAAAAUUUUUCCACAACAAAAAGCAGCUCAAUAA
This is a messenger RNA of Trichomonas vaginalis G3, 756 nucleotides long. Its product is annotated as NUBPL iron-transfer P-loop NTPase (ParA) family. Gene Ontology annotation, cellular component: cytosol. The coding region runs from base 1 to 756 and encodes 251 amino acids. Gene Ontology annotation, biological process: iron-sulfur cluster assembly. The transcript has a single exon. Gene Ontology annotation, molecular function: ATP-dependent FeS chaperone activity; ATP binding; iron-sulfur cluster binding. The record is from RefSeq and is a predicted model, not a curated record. NCBI's taxonomy places the organism in Eukaryota, Parabasalia, Trichomonadida, Trichomonadidae.